Messenger RNA from Carlito syrichta (Philippine tarsier), 833 nucleotides. RefSeq names its product engrailed homeobox 2 (gene EN2). Lineage: Eukaryota; Metazoa; Chordata; Mammalia; Primates; Tarsiidae. The record is from RefSeq and is a predicted model, not a curated record. The transcript is spliced from 2 exons. Gene Ontology annotation, molecular function: RNA polymerase II cis-regulatory region sequence-specific DNA binding; DNA-binding transcription factor activity, RNA polymerase II-specific. The coding region runs from base 112 to 483 and encodes 123 amino acids. Gene Ontology annotation, biological process: neuron differentiation; multicellular organism development; regulation of transcription by RNA polymerase II. Gene Ontology annotation, cellular component: nucleus.
GGAGGCUCCCUGGACGGGGCGCUCAAGGCCCGCGGCUUGGGCGCCGGCGACCUGUCGGUGAGCUCCGACUCGGACAGCUCGCAGGCCAGCGCCAACCUGGGUGCGCAGCCCAUGCUCUGGCCGGCUUGGGUCUACUGCACGCGCUACUCGGACCGGCCUUCUUCAGGUCCCAGGUCUCGAAAACCAAAGAAGAAGAACCCUAACAAAGAGGACAAGCGGCCGCGCACGGCCUUCACCGCCGAGCAGCUGCAGAGGCUCAAGGCCGAGUUCCAGACCAACAGGUACCUGACAGAGCAGCGGCGCCAGAGCCUGGCACAGGAGCUCAGCCUCAACGAGUCGCAGAUUAAGAUCUGGUUCCAGAACAAGCGCGCCAAGAUCAAGAAGGCCACCGGCAACAAGAACACCCUGGCCGUGCACCUCAUGGCGCAGGGCCUGUACAACCACUCCACCACAGCCAAGGAGGGCAAGUCGGACAGCGAGUAGGGCUGCGGGUGGGCACCCAGUCCAGGUCUCAGUCUGCGCCGAACAAUGCAAUAAUUUAAAAUCAUAACUAAAGGGCCAGUGUAUAAAGAUUAUACCAGCAUUAAUAGUGAAAAUAUCUUGUAUUAGCUAUGGUUCUGCAAUAUUCUAUGUAUAUAUAAUUUACAGGUGGUAUAAAAUCCAAAAUAUCUGACUAUAAAAUAUUUUUUGAGUUUUUUAUGUUUAUGAGAUUAUGCUAAUUUUAUGAUUUUUUUUUCUUUUUUGCGAAGGGGGCUGCUUAGGGUUUCAUCUUUUUUUAAUCCCCUAAGCUCCAUUAUAGGACAUCAGACACUUUUUUAUUAUUUCAAAAGAAG